UUAAAAUAGUAUUCAAAUGAUACAAUCCAUUAUAUUACACAAAUAACUUAUGUUUGUAUCCUGGAGUAUAUACUGUAUAUACAUGCUGAGCCUUAGUACUGCAUACAAUUACCAAUGCAAGCAAUAAUGUGUUAACAUGCACCCAAUCACAGAUUUAAAAUGUUUUGCCUUUAUGUAAGUAUGUAUGUAUGUCAAUUAUGGCCCCCAUUGAACUCCUUGCCAUCCCUGGAAGGAGGGAUCCCCCGCUAUGUGUUCCUCAAGAUUUCUUCCUUGCUAAUUAAGGGAGUUUUUUGCCCUCUUGGGGGGCUGGGGUCAGGGGGGUGUCAUAAAUAUGAUGCCUGCUAAGCCCUUUGAGACAGUACCUGUGAUUGAAGGCUAUAAAAAUAACAUUGAAUUUAAUUUAAUUGAGUUACUUGCCAGCCUGGUCAACUUGGUGUGCUGCAAGCCUGGUCCAAUAGGUGCGCUGCCAGUCUGGUCCACUAUGUGUGCGGCCAGUCUGGUCCACUAGGGGUGCUAAAGAGCCGAAAGAAGACGCUCGCGCUGGCCGCUAUGCGAGCAGUCAGAACCAUAAUGGCGACCGCCGCUGCAGCCGACCCGGGAUCAGCAGUCCCGACAGGGUCAAGCGGGAUUCGAAAAGUGGCGUCUCCCGAGAUGGCCAGUUCUGCAGCUGCUGCUCAGAGUAUGAAAAAGACUAUUGGUCACCGGGGUGUUGAGACCACCACUGGAGAAACCACCUACAAAAAGACCACAUCCUCAGCCUUAAAAGGUGCCAUUCAGCUGGGCAUCACUCACACCGUUGGCAGCUUGAGCCAAAAAGCAGAACGAGAUGUGCUAAUGCAGGACUUUGUUGUAGUUGAAAGCAUUUUCUUCCCCAGUGAAGGCAGUAACCUGACCCCUGCACAUCACUAUAGUGACUUUCGCUUCAAGACCUACGCCCCGAUUGCCUUCCGCUACUUCAGAGAACUGUUUGGCAUUCGACCAGACGACUACCUGUACUCUUUGUGUAACGAUGGACUGAUCGAGCUGUCCAACUCGGGCGCCAGCGGAUCCCUCUUCUACGUCUCCAGUGACGACGAGUUCAUCAUCAAGACUGUGCAGCACAAGGAGGCAGAGUUUCUGCAGAAACUCCUGCCAGGAUACUUCAUGAAUCUGAACCAGAACAAGCGGACUCUGCUGCCGAAGUUCUACGGGCUGUACUGUGUGCAGGCGGGCGGCAAGAACAUCCGCAUCGUGGUGAUGAACAACCUGCUGCCCCGCAUCGUCCCCAUGCACCUCAAGUACGACAUGAAAGGCUCCACCUACAAGAGGAGGGCCUCACCCAAGGAGAGGGAGAAGGCCGUGCCCACACACAAGGACCUGGACUUCAUCCAGGACAUGCCCGAGGGUCUGCUGCUGGAAGCGGACAAUUACAAUGCCCUCUGCAAAACCAUCCAGAGAGACUGCUUGCUCUUGCAGAGCUUCAAGAUCAUGGACUACAGCCUGUUGGUUGGCAUCCACAACCUGGACCUGGCCAGUCGAGAGCGGGAGCGUGCGGGUGGGCAGUCGGGGGACAGUGUGGGAUCGGAGGGGGCUGUGACCCCAGACCAGCGCCGACCCCAAACCCAGAAGAGUCUCUACUGCACGGCCAUGGAGUCGAUCCAGGGAGAGGCUCGGGGAAAAGGGGCCAUGGACUCGGAGGACCAUAUGGGUGGGAUCCCAGCGCGAAACGCUAAAGGAGAGCGGCUGCUGUUCUACAUCGGCAUCAUUGACAUCCUACAGUCCUAUAGGUUCAUUAAGAAGUUGGAGCACUCGUGGAAGGCCCUGGUCCACGACGGGGACACGGUUUCAGUUCACAGACCGGGCUUCUACGCUGAGCGGUUCCAGCAGUUCAUGUGUAACACAGUGUUUAAGAAGAUUCCACUUAAAGCAUCUCCAUCUAAGAAGAGCCGAGGUGGGGGGCCCGGAGGCCUGAGGAGGGCCCCUACCCUGGGGGGCCCUAUCCCGCUCUCUCAGGCGGCAGGUGACCCCAGAGCGACGUACCACAGCCAUUUCAAAAGCACAGAGGCAGACGGAGACAGUGGCAUGCAGUCGGACAGACCGGAUCUCGUACCAAGGACCCCACCCUUGGCCGAGAACGCUGCUGACUACGAGGCCAACUUGUCCACUUCCUCUCUGGGCAGCACAGGGAUGGCCUCCUCCUCUCCUCUACGACGCUCUGUGGGGGUGGAAGUGCACAAACCUGCCAACACGGAGCAUGACCAGGGUGCUUCUCACAGUUUGGGGGCAGAAUCACCGGGAAACCAUUCUGGCAACCUGUCCGGAAAUGAAGAUGUGGUUUCAUUAUCGGAUAUCAUCCCCGAGACCAACAUCUGUUUUUAAAAAGCGUUUCCGGUGUUAUCCAAGGACAAAGCGGUUCUGAGAGAAUUAUGGUGGGUGGAAGUGGAGAGAAGAGCAUCCAUAGCGGAUCCAGCCCUCCCCCUCCCCCUCCAUCCAUCCAUCGUGUCCUCACCCACGUAUGCAGUGGGUGCUGCGGCUGCUGUGAGGAGGCGGGCUGGAGGGCUGUGAACACUGGCACUAGUGACACUGAGAAGCUGCGGUGGAGGAGGAGGGGAGAGAGGAAGAGGAAAGCUGGUUUGUUGUUUGGCUCGCUGGUUGAUUGUAGGCGCUCCCCAUCCACACAAAAAGGGUGGAUGCUGCUGGACGUAAAAUUAUAUAGUUUCAUCUACAGAGAUAUCGUUACCAUGCACGCACUCGCGUCACGAGACUUCCCUGACCCGGCACAAGCAGCCAGAAUAGUCAAUUUAUUCAGUCAUCCCUUAUGCAGCAAGUUGUCAUGUUUUUUUAAACAAUAUUAUUCUUAAAUACUUUGCAAUGCUCUCACAAUCCUUGACUGACAUUCUCAAUGUGUGUGCUGUGAUGACACGUCGCUGUUGUGAUGGUGUGUGUCAUUUCAUCUAAUGGAGAGUUGGCGAUCUUUAACUUAAAGGGGCUGUGAACCCAAAACCUGUUUUUUCGCUUUAAAAGUGGUAAUAUUUGCUGCUGACCGUCAACCUAUUAAUUUAUGCCAUUUUAUCACUAACUAAAAUAAGACCGUAAUCAAGAGAAGAAAAUGAGUAAAAUCCAAUGUUUUUCCAUUCUACCCAAAACAUGUUAACGUUCCUCUCUGCUUCGAGCGCAGGUAACGGUCUUUUCGAGACCCCGAAGUGCCUGUUAGUAUACUCCUUGGCGUCAUGACCAAGGGACACCAGGGCGAGGUGUGUUUGGAUGUAGGUAGGAUGUGGGGGAGCUCUGUCUGGGAAGUGCUGGACCACGGUUACCGAAAGAGGCUUGAGUUUCACCAAUUAUGAGGCCAUGGUAUGUGCGGAUGUCUGGAGCCUGUUCUGGGCAGCCGUUGAUUUUAAAGGUCACGUCCGAGAGGGCUAGGCUUCCAGGACACCUAUUAUUCAAUUACUCAAUUGUGUGUGGAUGUGUGGAGCUCGAUCUGAGAUACGGCUUGUAUUGAUAUCCGCGUCCGAGUGAGGGUUAAGCUUCUCAGUAUAACACUACAGUGUGUGGUGCGUUUAAUAUACAACGUUGCUCAUUUUAAACCUCAUACACAACGACGGUGGGUUGGAACACGCCCCCUCUUUCCUAGCCCUUUCCUAGAUCACGAAACACAUGUUUUUAAUUCUGAGUGUUAGAAGUCCAGCUGAAACCACGAGUUCACUUGUUCUUUAACAGCUAACCAGCCUGAAAGAUGAUAGUGGUACAGCUUAUUGAGAAUACCUGGGCGGUAAAAGAGAGUAUGUGUGCGGGUUUGCGUGUGGUCAGCGUAAGUAGGUCGAUCGUUGGAUGUCAAGGGAGGCUUAACAACUUGUCAUGGGCACCAUGUUUUUCUAUCGGGACACCCUCCAUCCAUUAUAGGCCACUCUUUGUAAUGGACCAUGGUUGGAAUUUGCUGCUCCUGAUGUAAUCAUGUUUGCAUUUCAAUGAUUGAAAUGUCUGAGUGUCUGAUGUCAUAAUUAUCCUAGAGUAAAACUUGGUUUUAACUAUGAAAAAAAAAAAGAAAAGAUUGUCAAUUUGAGUUGUGUGCUCCUAUAUGUUGAGUGUCAUGGUGGGUUAGGGUCAUGAACUGUAGAUCUCCCUCUGUGCUGUGACCAUGUGUGCCGCCAUCUGUUGGAGAAUAUUGGUUAAUGUAAGGAUUAUGCAGUUGCUGGGAUAGUCCUAUAUUGUCCACUAUUGUGCCAUAAGUUCAGAGUGCCUCAACACCUUACUAAAAGUCAAUUUUCUGAUGCUGGUUAUUUCCGUAACCACAAACACUCGUCCACUUGGGUGAGGAUGUUUUAUUUCUCAAUGCUCUACUGCAUAUUGACCCUUACGGCCGACUUUGUUGAACAAAUGAAGGUCUGAAUGUCCAACCAAACGGCUGUUGAUGCCAAACAUGGAUGUCUGUCCAAGCACAGUUAUUGAUGCUUAUUCUGGUUGGAGCCCAUUUGUUUUGUGUGACACUUUUCAGAACUGGCUCCAAAAUUGCCUUAGCGUUUCCUCUCGUAGAGUAAAGUUAAAUACCCUUUUGGCAGUGUAGUUGAGGAAAAAAUACUGUUAGAUUGCGCAAGUCUGAUAAAUGUAAAAGCUUUUAUUUCUGCUGGUUACAGAAAUGAUUGUCACAAUCACUCCUGGACCAACUUGGUAUAAACAGUAUGUUUAACUUUUAUUCUUUUGAUAGUUGUAGUCAUUAGCACAUAUUAUAUUGUGUAAAUAAAUGGUGUUUUAUUUAAAUAUAAACAGAUUUGUCUGUUUUAUCUUUGUGUAUUUUGUUGUUUGAGGCUUGGAAACAAUCAGUUAUACUUUGCAUAAAAUAUCAAUUGAGAUAUUUUGCAAUCACUCGCAAUCAAUUUAGGCAAACAGUGUUUUUGAUUUUCUAAAAUUUCUUCAUGUAAAUAUGACUAGACCAUUAGGCACACCUGGUCUAUGCAUUAGAGAGGGAGAAUAAGAAAUGUGAGCAGUAGAUGGAAAAUUCCCAUGGGUCCGCAUGGUAGAGCGUUGUGAAAAUGUCCUGUGUGUUGAAGGCGGUCAUGCCCCAAAGAACCCAGCACAAACCGCAGUCACGUUGGGGCUGACUGCUUGAGAUUGCGUGAUGGUAAUGCAGUGAAGCAACCAUCCUUUGGUGAGGGAUAUUGGUGGAUUGUUGGCCCUGUGUUUUAAGACUCAAUUGAUUUUCUUUCCCCCAAGCGGGUUUUCAUGUCCUAAUGAGCUUUGCUUCGACACAUUUAAAGUUCUUUGCUCCCCACAUUCCGAAUACUUUGGGUUUUUUAUUUUGAAUAUUUUCAGUUUUUGUAGCGAUUGUUGUCCUGUCUGAUUAGUAGUGGUGUCCUGACAUUUCAUUUGAUGAAUUUAAUGUAGAAUCAUAACUAUCUUGAGUUUACUUUACUGAAAUCAGUUUUAAGUCUUAUCUUAUGAAACGGCCACCAAA
This is a messenger RNA of Gadus chalcogrammus (walleye pollock), 5431 nucleotides long. RefSeq names its product phosphatidylinositol-4-phosphate 5-kinase, type I, alpha, b (gene pip5k1ab). The coding region runs from base 550 to 2358 and encodes 602 amino acids. Gene Ontology annotation, biological process: phosphatidylinositol metabolic process. The record is from RefSeq and is a predicted model, not a curated record. Lineage: Eukaryota; Metazoa; Chordata; Actinopteri; Gadiformes; Gadidae. The transcript is spliced from 16 exons. Gene Ontology annotation, molecular function: phosphatidylinositol kinase activity.